Messenger RNA from Diaporthe amygdali, 5439 nucleotides. RefSeq lists its product as uncharacterized. Gene Ontology annotation, molecular function: glycosyltransferase activity; protein binding. Lineage: Eukaryota; Fungi; Ascomycota; Sordariomycetes; Diaporthales; Diaporthaceae. Gene Ontology annotation, biological process: protein O-linked glycosylation. Bases 1 to 5439 code for a protein of 1812 amino acids. The transcript is spliced from 6 exons. The record is from RefSeq and is a predicted model, not a curated record.
AUGUCGUUCGUUUCGGACUCUUCCAUCUCAGCGCAACGGCAAUCGCAAUGGGGCCCGAACUGGUGGCCCCUUGGUGGUGAAGCCAAUAUCAGUGUCAGGAACGAAUUCAACAUCAGCUUUGACACCAGCAACAAGGCGCAAACACACACAACACCAACAAUAUCAAUACACGAACACUCUCAGCAAGGGAGGCAUUCCGUGCCCGUCCAGUCCACAAUCAAGGGUUCCACAUUCCAGCGGGCCAAAAACCCCCCAGGCCUGCCGCUUCUGGCAGUCUGGGCGGUGUCCUGCAUGACCACACACUUCCCUGUACCGUCUGUACCGUCUGUACUAUUCCAUCACCACCACCACCGCCUGGCACUCCCGUCUUUCUUCACGAUACCCCACCUUCCAGCGAAGGUCUGGAGGUCCAACUCAACCGCCGCUCUGUUCUGCCCUGCCCUGCUCUGCUCUGCUCCGCUCCGCUCGACAAGACUCGACUCCCGCCUCUCUUCAACUCCGCCCUCUGGUUUUGGCUUGCGAAGGUCUAUAUCGGCCACUGUGCUCAGCAAGAGUCUCGACCACGCGCGGACUGGUGGAGGUGUUGUUGUGAAGGCGCGCGCAAUCAAGGAGCCGCCAGACUCUCCUGCUCACUCAUCAGCCUCGCCGCCCGCCCUGUCCGAUUCCACAUUGAGGAGGUGGCCAGAGAUGGAUCUGAUCACAGGCCUCACGCACCCCACGGUGCCAGCAUUCCCGAGCUAUGCGAGAGGCUGUCGAUCCACACAAACGAAUAGCGACCAGGCACCCGAUCCCAGGCUUUUUGACCAUGCAUCACAACAGGCUCGACCGUCGCCGAGGACGUACAACCCAUACCAGACCAACCACUCUCCUUCGCAAUGGAACAGCGCGUACCACCGAAUAGUUACGAAUCUGCCCCCGUCUUAUCUGGCCGACAAUGCCGAGCAUUCGCUGAGGAGGAAGACCCCUAACGGCACAAUCGACAAUGGAUACGAUGGCACUCCCACCCAGCUGGCUGCUGGUCCGCCGCCGCAGAAAUACCUGAAUCUGGCUCCCGGCGGCGACAUAUUCCCCACGGCGAAUUCCGGUCACCGGUUAUCAGCCAGCGGCAGCUCAUGGUGGUAUCCCUCGCAGCCGGUCAGAGGCAGCCUCGACGAACCCAGUCCGAUAUCCCGUCCGACCCCGGUUGGUGGCAGCUUUGGUCAAAGCAGCUUGGGUUACAGCCCGGCUCAUGGCUCUUUGCUGCCAUCGCCGUCCGCACAGCUGCAUCCGAUGAACCUGACCCCGAUCAUGCGCAACGGUUACGGGAACGCAUAUCAGAACCAGGCAGCACCGAGUCCUUCGAGCUUCUCGCCCAGUGGCUUCAACCCAAAUCCUGUCUGGGGCGACGGGCCUUUCGCAGGCUUCCAUCCAAGCUUGCAGAUGUCGUCAACAGGGUAUCCACCCCAUAACAUCCCGUACGAGAGCGGCUUUGUAGCUGUACAGGCACCACUACUUCAGGGGGGCUUGGGCAUGGUUCCAUUUAAUGCCCAUAACCUUCCCUUACAGAUGCAAACACCUCCGUACAUGCUUGAUGAUGGGUACUCCCGGCACGGACAACUCCCUUUGGUUCAAUCUUCACACAGAGGUCUCCAGAGCAUGUCGCUCGGCCCAGCGUCACCGGCAACUUGCGGUGUUUCCUCGCAGGUACAGUUCAAAGAGGGAGUGCUGGCCGCUGGGCACAAGGCCUACACGGACCUUAUUCAUCAUCUCAACAGGGUGAAAAAGGUCCAACACGGCAAAACGAAUUCAAGAUCCCAGAAGAACAUGAUCUUUCCGAGACCUCCCAAACAAAUUGCAUCGCGGCCCACUCCACACCUCCAGAGAGCUCAUCAGACAUUUCCAGGCGCCGGAGCUCCGUUCCCGCAUCGGGCUCUUCAACAGCCCCUGAAUGCACCAAGCGCCCUGAAUCGCAUGGUCCGAGCCUCCGACAUGCUUCCCUCAGCCAGGCUAGAUGCUAAUGGGCGGUCGAUCAGCGCCCAUCCUGCAAUGAUGGGGGAGGUCUACGGGAAUGUGCUGGUUCAAAAAUAUCCCGCCGAGAGCGCCAGGGCUUCUUUGGAAAUACUUCAUAACCUGUGCGAACAGUCCGAAUGGAAUUGGGUGGAUGGCAUGCUCCUAGGGGGUUGUCUGCAUUAUGCUUUAGAAAAGUAUGAGGAGGCCUUGGAAUGGUUCAAGAGGAUUAUCGAUCUUAACGCGAACCACGUGGAAGCAAUAUCGAACAUCGCGGCUACAUUGUACUGCCUGAGCCGGCAGGAUGAAGCAGAAAGGCAGUGGCACAGAGCUAUCGAACUGCGCCCGGAUUAUCUUGAAGCACUAGAGCAUCUGGUGGGUUUAUUGUGCUCGACUCACCGCAACAAGCAAGCCGUGGACAUAAUCGAGCUCGUGCAACAAAAACUACGCAUAUCAUCGCACGACUUGCAUCGACAGAACAAACUGAAGAAGGGCAUAGGCACGGAGACCUCGGCUACGAAUGGCAUGGUAAACCCCGACGAGGCGCUCAUUGACGCAGCACAAGCCGUCCGCAAGCUGUCGGUCUCAAGUGAAAUGCAGGAUGAUUGGGGCUCCAGUGGUUACAAGAUUCCAGCGAGUGAGAACUGGCGAAUCCUGACGCUCGUGCACGCCAAGGGAAACAUGCUCUACGCCCUAAAACAGAUCGAUCGCGCAUCCGAGGCGUUUGAAGAAGCCGUCUUGAUCAGUGCCGGGCGCCAUAUCGGAGGCAUUCAGAACCUAAUCAAGAGGAUACAGCUGGUCUUGUCACCUAGAGCUAUCGGACCACAGCAUCUGGACCCGAAGAAUCUGUCUGCGCCGCUUCUUUUGCCGCCAGAUAGGGCCAAAAGAACGGCCGAGUUGGUCUUCUCAUCGACAGGGGGGCAAUUACCGGGCCUGCGAUAUGUCCCUGACGGCAAGCACAAACACAAUGCCAUUUCGACAACAAGCAAUUCUCUGCUCUCCUUGGCAAAAAUCUUCCAGGAUGCGAUGUCUGCGGGUGGAUCAAGUCCAGGGCCUGUGGCGCAACCACGCGGCGUGGGCGAUAUCCUUGCGCUGUACUAUCUGUCUCUGGCGCUUCAAGAGAGUCCAUCCACCGCGAACAAUGUUGGUAUCCUACUUGCGAGUGUUCAACAGUCUGCUUCACAGUCGCCAUCAGCCUCGACAACACAAUACGCUGCGCGAAUACCAGGCAUUAUUCCUGGAAGUGGGUUGGAACUUGCCCUUGCAUAUUAUCAAUACGGCCUAUUGUUGGACCCAAAACACGUUCAUCUCCACACAAACCUGGGAAGCUUGCUGAAGGACAUCGGCCAACUCGAUUACGCCAUUCAAAUGUACCAGAAGGCGGUGGAAUGUGAUAGUACUUUCGACAUUGCUUUGACAAAUCUAGCAAAUGCGGUCAAAGAUCGGGGUCGUAUCGAAGAAGCCAUCAAGUACUACAGACGUGCAGUGGACUCGAACCCCGAAUUUGCUGAGGCUGUGUGCGGGCUGUCGACAGCUCUAAAUUCAGUGUGCGACUGGAAGGGUCGUGGCGGAGUGUUGCUCAAUGGUGGGAAGUUUGACAGGUGGCAUGUGGGCGACGACGGCAUGAUCAUCGAUGUCAAAGAGACUCGUCAGGGCUCCGGCUUGAUGAAGAAAGUCGUUGAUAUUGUUGCGCGUCAGCUCAAGGAUGCCUCCAGCUGGGGUUCCGGUGCUCUCACCUCGGGCGUCCUUGCCUCGAUGGUGUCUCAGCUUGACGCUUCUCGUGCGUCUCAACCGGAUUCUAAUCUCUAUCUCGAAUCUGAACUGCGCUAUUGGGCAGGCAAGCCGUGGGAAGGAUCUCGCCUGCUUCGACUGAUCGAGCGUUCGACCAGAGCCACCAUGCGCAACUGGUACCUGGACAAAUACGAGCGUGGAUAUGAGUCUCCGCAUGGUUAUCCCCGAACACGGCCUCCCGGCAAUCUCACAGUCCCAUCCGCCCCGACUGUCCUUCCAUUUCAUACCUUUACUUGCCCUCUGACAGCCAGGGAUGUGCGGAGAAUCUCUCAGCGCAACGCGCUGCGGAUAUCUUGCUCCACACUACGAUCACCAUGGCUUCCGCACACAGUCUACCGGCCCCCGAAACCUCCGAGCCCAUGCCUGAACAUAGGUUAUGUCUCUUCCGAUUUCAACAACCACCCUCUGGCACACCUCAUGCAGUCUGUUUUUGGCUUCCACGACCAGACUCGAGCGAAAGCCUUUUGCUAUGCCACAACCGCCAGUGAUGGAUCAUCGCACCGCCAGCAGAUCGAAAGGGAGGCUCCUGUGUUCCGUGACGUCAGCAGCUGGUCUUCCGACAAGGUGAUCGAGCGAAUCGUUGAGGAUGGUAUUCAUAUCCUCGUCAACCUGAACGGGUAUACAAGGGGUGCCCGCAACGAGAUUUUCGCCGCACGUCCGGCUCCCAUACAAAUGUCUUUCAUGGGCUUUGCUGGAACGCUUGGGGCCGAAUGGUGUGACUACCUUCUGGCAGACACCACUGCGAUCCCUCCUGAAACUCUCAGACCAUGGAGAGGCAACCUUACGCUUACAGACGUAUUCCGUGACGAUGCCGAAGGCGAUGCCGAGGAUUGGGUGUACUCCGAAAACAUCAUAUUCUGUAGGGACACUUUCUUCUGCUGCGACCACAGACAGUCCGCAGACACUGCCGAGCGAACUGUGACUUGGGAAGAAGAGCAAAGGCGGAGGUGGAAGAUGCGCAAGGAGAUCUUCCCGGAUCUCUCGGAUGACACAAUCAUCCUGGGCAACUUCAACCAGUUGUACAAGAUCGACCCUUCCACCUUCCGCACAUGGCUUAGAAUCCUGGCCAACACGCCAAAAGCUAUUCUCUGGCUGCUGAAGUUCCCCGAGCUGGGAGAGCGAGCGCUCAAGGAGACCGCCGAAGCAUGGGCUGGUUCUGAAGUCGCUAGUCGAAUACGAUUCACGGAUGUAGCACCAAAGCAGAUGCAUAUCUCGCGCGCUCGCGUGUGUGAUCUGUUCUUGGACACACCUGAGUGCAACGCGCACACGACAGCAGCCGACGUUCUCUGGUCCAGCACUCCAUUGCUCACAUUGCCGAGGUAUAAGUACAAGAUGUGCUCACGCAUGGCCGCGUCCAUUCUCAAGGGUGCUUUGCCCAAGAAUCCUGCAGGCAACCAAGCUGCAGAGGACCUGGUCGCCGAAGAUGAUGACGAUUAUGAGAAGAAAGCCAUCAAGCUGGCCAAUGGUAUCUCGUACCGCAUGGCAGAGGGCGGUUAUGGCGAGGCAGAAGGGCGUCUAUGGGAGUUGCGGAAGCUACUGUUCGGAAGCAAAUGGAACUGCGCACUAUUCAAUACCCGCCGCUGGGUAUCCGACCUCGAGGAGGCAUACGAAGAGGCUUGGAGGAGAUGGGUCGCAGGCAUCGACGGCGAUAUCUAUCUGUGA